AUGGCACGCAAACGAACAAAGAAGAGAACCCAUCUGGGUGCUAGCAAUCCCGAUGUGGACUCUGCCGGUCAUGCUUCCGCCAAGGACCCCAAGAGCAUGGUUAUUCGAAUUGGCGCUGGCGAAGUCGGUUCCAGCGUUAGCCAGCUUGCGGCCGACGUGCGAAAGGUCAUGGAGCCCGGUACUGCCAGUCGAUUGAAGGAGAGGCGUGGAAACAGACUAAAAGAUUAUGCUGUCAUGUGCGGUCCUUUGGGUGUCACUCAUUUGAUGCUGUUCUCGAGAUCGGAGACCGGAAACACCAACCUGCGAAUGGCCUUGACCCCUCGAGGACCUACCUUGAACUUUCGCGUGGAAAAGUACUCGCUAUGUAAGGAUGUUCAGCGAGCUCAGAAGCACCCCAAGGGUGGCGGCAAGGAGUUUAUCACUCCUCCUCUGUUGGUCAUGAACAACUUUACCCGCCCAGACUCGGACAACAAGUCGAAAGUUCCCAGACACCUCGAGUCUCUCGCUACGACGGUCUUCCAGUCCCUAUUCCCUCCUAUCAACCCCCAAGCUACACCCCUCAAGUCGAUUCGACGAGUCCUGUUGCUGAACCGCGAGGCGUCAGAGGAAGACGAUGGCACUUUUAUCGUCAACUUUAGACAUUAUGCUAUCACAACAAAGUCUACCACCGUUUCCAAGCCUCUAAGGAGAUUGAACGCUGCCGAGCAAUUCGUAACCUCAAAAACCAACCGAAAGGGCAAGAUGCCUAACCUGGGCAAGCUCGAGGAUGUCGCGGAUUUCCUAAUCGGAGGCGAGGCCGGCGAUGGUUAUAUGACAGAUGCGACUAGUGGUAGUGAGAUGGACACAGACGCCGAGGUCGAGAUCUUGGACUCCACAACCCGAAAGGUCCUAUCUGCCAAGGCCAGACAAGCAGCAGCACAGAACGAAACCGAGCCCGAAGCGGAAGAGGAGAACGUCGAGCGCCGCGCUGUCAAGCUUGUCGAGCUUGGUCCCCGAAUGCGCCUCCGCUUGACCAAGGUCGAGGAGGGUCUUGCGUCCGGCAAGGUCAUGUGGCACGAGUACAUCCACAAGAACAAGGAUGAGAUCAAGGAGCUCGAGAAGCGAUGGGAGCAGCGCCGACAAGAAAAGGAUGCGCGAAAGAAGGAGCAAAAGGCUAAUGUGGAGCGCAAGAAGGCCGCCAAGACAAAGGAUGACAACAAGGGCGAGGAUGAUGAGGAUGAAGACGAGUUUGAGUAUGAUAGUGAUAUGGAUGUCGAUGAGUUCGACAGCGAAGGACUCGCAGGCGAUGCUGAGUUCAAGGUCAAUGAAAAGAUGGAGGAGGAUGGAGAGUGGGAAGAUGAGGAGGAGGAGAUUGCCAACAGCUGA
Messenger RNA from Fusarium pseudograminearum CS3096, 1365 nucleotides. RefSeq lists its product as uncharacterized. Gene Ontology annotation, molecular function: rRNA binding. Gene Ontology annotation, cellular component: preribosome, large subunit precursor. The transcript has 2 exons. The coding region runs from base 1 to 1365 and encodes 454 amino acids. The record is from RefSeq and is a predicted model, not a curated record. Lineage: Eukaryota; Fungi; Ascomycota; Sordariomycetes; Hypocreales; Nectriaceae. Gene Ontology annotation, biological process: ribosomal large subunit assembly; rRNA processing.